AUGCAGUGUCGUAAAGUAGAGCCGAAUGUUAUUAUGAAUUCUGCUAGACUUAUGUAACGACCCAUUGAGAGCAAUAAAUUGGAAGAAGAGAUAGUCAAUGUAAUGAAAAGCCCUGAAAAAAAGAGUCCCCAUAAUGGAAAAUGUCUCAAACGAACAACGUCCGGCCCAAUAAUUAAUUUACAACAACAAAUAAUCAUUUAGUAAGGCGGGCCCAUAAAGGAAACCUAAGUAGAAUUGAAGUCUAAGAGUUAAAUAAAGAAGAAAAAAAAGAAGAAGAAAACUCAAAAGAAAAAGAAAGUUUAACUAUAAGAUAAGCAGGAAUCAGAAUAGAGGGUUUAACAAUUAUUAAAAUAAAACCUGCGUAAGCAUUAAAGUAAUUUAAUUCAAUAUCACAAAAGAGGAUAAACAUGAGUAGUAAGUACAAGAAGAGAUAUAAAAAUAAAGAGUGGCUAGUUUGAAUGAAAUGAGAAAAAUAAUGGAUCAACAAAUUCGAUAAGUCAAUCAACAACGAUUUUCAAGGGUAUUUAAAUACUUUAACAUUAUGUUUAGCAAAAAUCUCCUCCCUCAUCACUAUUACCUUGGGGGAUCGAUUAAAACAAGUUAAAAUAGUAUUGGACAAAAAUGUUGGAAAUCCAUGAUAAACUAGAAAAGCCUAUUGUUUAAAGCAAGACUUCUACUGAAUAAGCAAUAAAGGAGAAAAUAAGAAGACAUAAAUUAGGAUUGGAUUUUUUGAAUUCCAAACCUGAAAAAGAUAUUUAAAAGAUGAUUUAAAGUAUAUUUAUAGAUAUUCCAAGAAUAAAAAUCAAAACAAGUAUUAGAAUCGAUAUCCUCUCCUCUAAAAAAUAAAAAUAAUUUUGAACAUAAGGAGGUAGAAUAGGAUGUGAAAUUGUAUAUGAUGUAUAAAAGAGAACUCUGGCGAUAAUAAAAGAUAGAAGAGUAUAAAUUUUAUUUACAUUAGAAAAUAACUCUAAAAAUUAAAAAAAGAAAAAGUUCAUCAAAACCUAUAGAUCUUAAAUUAAGAGGCAAAGCAAUUUGCUAAAUCAAGAAAUGCAUCAAUUAAAUCCAAUUUAACCGUAUAAGUAAGCUCUUAACAUGUCGAACAUCAAUCACAGCAUUAUCGGACAUCAGAACCCCCAAAUUUCAAUAAAUUAGAAAAAGAGUAUAAGGAAUUAAUGAGGUCGCUUAGAUAAUCAAGUUAUAGCAGCACUUAAUCUCAUACAAGGAAAAAUAGCUAAUUGACAUUUAUUGAAUGGCUAUCUAACCUACCUGAAUCAUAUUUACAAGAAUAAUUAAUGUAGAUGUAAGUCAUAAAUGAGCAGAUGAAUAGUUAAGGUUUUCAAUAUAAAUUAAGUGAACAAGAAUUAUAUUAAUUUUUAGAAUAAUUUUUGAAAGAGAAGUUUGAAUAAUAAUCGAAAUAAACUAUAAAGGAGAGAUUUUAGGAACUUCAAGGUAGAUUUUAAUUGGUUACUAAUUAAUAAUCCUAAAGUUAAUAAUAGUAAUAUUAAUAAUAGCCGCAAUAAUAAUAAUAAUAAUAAAAUUAUACCCAUCAUAGUAUUUCUAGUUCUAAAAGUAAGAAACAAAUAUAAGAACAACCAGAUACUGAACCAUAAGAUGAAUUAUUUAAUAAAAUAAGCGAAGAGCAAUUGGAAUAAAUUUAUAACAUAGCUGCAACUAUGAUCUAAAAAGUAUGGAGAGGAUUUAAAACUAGAUAAUUAGUAUUUGAUUAUCUAAAUUAUUUAAUUUAAUAACAGGAGGAAGCUUAGUAAGAAGACAAAAGAGAGAAAAUUUAAGAAUAAGCAUUAUUUGGAGAUUUAUUACAACAAGAUGAUCAGCAAUCUAUUAAUUAGGCCACAGAAUCAAAUAGGAAGCAGAAUCAUUUUGAAUAUUUAUAAAAUGACUCUGCCAUAUCCCAUUAACAAGGGUAUGCUCCUCCUCCUUCUGAAUCUAUCCAAUAGUCAUCUCCCCAUUAAUCAAGUCCAAAAGGAAAUAAUAAUAUACCUCAUCUCAACUUAGAUUAAUUCUCUCAAUAAUUGCAGUCAAGUGCAUAAAAAUCUAUUAAAAAUAAUUAAAUAGUAGCCUAAUCAUAAUCAGCUUGUUAAUCAUAAUCUGAAAAUCUAGAAUCAGAAAUUGAACAAAUCUAAGAUUCUACUCCUAAAAAAAUAAGGCUAAAUUAACAUGGAUCCAAUCAAGACCCUGAUUAUUAUAUUUAAGUCUUGAAAUCCCGGGAAGAAGCUCUAUAACAGAAGUUCGAUAAAUAAGUUGCCUUGUUGGAUAAAAUGUUAGAAAAGAAGAAAGUAACUAAUGAAAUGUUUUCUGAGAAUAAAGAGAAACUAGAAAGAAAAUAUAAAAGAGAGAGAGCAAAGUUAUAAUAGUCGAAAAAUGAAGUUGAAAGACUUUAAUAGAUGUUUAAGGAAACUAUAAAAUCUACUUAGAAAGAUUAAUAAUUCAUGGAAAAGAUUAAGAUGUAGUGUGAUGAAGAAAAUCUUUCAAUAAGGUAAAUCUUUUCAUUAAGAUCUGAAACAGAGUAAUCUGAUUGUGAUAUUGAAAAGAAAGCAAUCCCUCACUAUGGUCUAUUAUAAAAAAUAAGUAUUCUUAUAUUAAUAAUGUAGAAAAUGAUCAUUUUAGAAAAUAUCAAAAAAACAGAAAGUAAGUUCGCAGCUUUGAUUAGUAAAUGAGUUUGGAUGAGAUUUCAAUGAAAAAUGAAGAAAUAUAGACUAGCACAUUAUUUAAUAUUCAUACAGAAUCUAUGUCGCAUUCAAUUCAUAAAUCUUAACAAAUAACUUCCAAUAACUAAUAAUCAAUACCUUCAUAAGAGAUAGUCUAAGUGGAAACUAUCGAAAUUCUAGAAAAUAGAGACCCUUAACCUAAUUAUAGAAAGUCAAUAAUACCUUUUGAUGAUCGUAAAAUUGACAGUGUUACUGAAAACAUUGUUUAAAAUAUAAUUGUUGAAUUUGCUGAAGAAUUAAAUAAUUUCCCUCUUUAGUCUUUGGGGGUGCUAAUGGAAUGGGAUGAAGAAUCAUAGAUUGAGUAUUAAUUUCCUCCUGGUUUCCCAACUACUCUUAAUUUCAUUAAAGAUUAUCUAGUAUCUUUUGGAGAAUUCAUUUAAAGUAACUAAAAAUUGUAUUAUAGAACAUCAUUUGAAUGCUUUUAUACAGUAAAUUAACACACCUUUAGGAAUAAGUCCAUAAGAUUUAUUAAAGACAAUCUCUUUAAGUGACAUGUAAUAAAAUAACUUGGAUGAUUCAGCAUCUGGUCCAUUAUAUCCAUUAAUUAAAUACAUUCAUUAAAUGGAACCUCUCAUCGAUGAAGAUAUUUGGACUAAAUUUAAUUAAUCUUACUCGCUAAAAUUGAAAUAUUAUAAUGACAUAAAUAUUAGCGAUUAAUUUAAGGAAUUGGAAAUGUUCCAUUUAAGAAUGGUUUAUGAAGCAUUUAAUGAGGCUAUUAAUUAUGUAAGGCCAUUUGGAAUUAGAGGAUAACCUUACCCUUGGAAAUCAAAUCCUUUGAAAGUUUAUCAAAAUUUGACCACUCCUGAAACCAUUGAUAGAGCAAUGGGAUUUGCAAUUGCCAAAAUGCUUAAAUGGGGCUCUUUUCUCUGUGGAUUCAUACCUGAAAAAAUUGAAACCCCUUAAGGAGAAAUCAUAGUAAUAGAGGAUGAUUACUUGAACCAGAUUAAAGAAGAUCGAUUGUAAUAGAUGUUAGAGUACGAAGUAAAGCAAUUAUUUUAUUCUAAAGAUUUAAGAAUCUGAGGAGAAAUGGCUUAAUUAUGACGAGGAACAAGCAGAAGUUGCAGUAGAAUUAGCAGAUAUUGUAUUUGAAGCCAUGUUAGAUGAAGUAGCUGAGGAAAUAUUCAGAGCUAGUUCAAGACAAGCCAUAUCGAAAAAAUAAUUUCAAUAUUGA
Messenger RNA from Paramecium octaurelia, 3897 nucleotides. NCBI's taxonomy places the organism in Eukaryota, Ciliophora, Oligohymenophorea, Peniculida, Parameciidae. The record is from the annotation of a GenBank genome assembly.